GAACAGAUCCCUUGUGCGGAGGCCCUUUUAGUCGUCUGUGAUUGUUACGCUAUUGGAUGUACCUAUUGUGGUUAAGAUUUAUGUUUCAAGUGACUUAACUCAAUUUUUCUUGCGUGCUAUAAAUAUAAUCGUGAAAAGUAAUUAUAUAUAAUUGUGAAUACAGUAAUUACACAAUUUAGUAUUAAUAAAUAUGCCUCGACUGCCUUUGCAUCCUUCAUCUGGAACAAGUAUUAUUACGCCAUUCGCCAAAGCAAUACGGUUCGUUCGUUAUGGCUGCACUAAUAGACCGUUUUAUCAUAUUAUUGUAAUUGACGUUAAAAAGCGUCAUAAAAAACCACCAAUAGAGCAAGUUGGUACUUACGAUCCUAUUCCAAAUAUAUACAAUGAGAAACUAGUAUCAUUCAAUUUUGAAAGAAUACAAUACUGGUUGACUAAAGGAGCACAAGUAUCUAAACCUGUUGCAGAUUUAUUAGGACUUGCUGGAUUCUUACCUGUUCAUCCAAAAACAUAUAUGAGAGCAUGGAGAAAUCGCAUAAUUAUUAAGGAAAGUGCUAAAGAAAAUAUAUUUCAAGAGCAAGCUGCAUCAAAGAAUUAAGAUAUAUUUCUUUUGCAGUGGACUUUCAUUAUUUUG
Messenger RNA from Camponotus floridanus (Florida carpenter ant), 631 nucleotides. RefSeq names its product probable 28S ribosomal protein S16, mitochondrial (gene mRpS16). The transcript has 2 exons. Gene Ontology annotation, biological process: mitochondrial translation. Gene Ontology annotation, molecular function: structural constituent of ribosome. The record is from RefSeq and is a predicted model, not a curated record. Gene Ontology annotation, cellular component: ribosome; mitochondrial small ribosomal subunit. Lineage: Eukaryota; Metazoa; Arthropoda; Insecta; Hymenoptera; Formicidae. The coding region runs from base 191 to 595 and encodes 134 amino acids.